GGCUCCAGACCGGCUCUGGACGAGAGAUCCCAGCCGCCUCUGGGGAGGAGAGGCGGGGGUCCUGCCGCCCUUCCAAAGAUCUCACCGCAUCUCUGCUCCUAUCUCCAAGGACCAUGACCUCAGAGAUCCCCAGAAAGGGCCUUCUGAUGCUGCUGGUGGCCUUGGGCCUAACCAAGGGAGGUGUGGUAAAGGCCUCCAGGGAUCGGCUGGUGAACUGCACUUGUGAGAGCCCACACUGCAAGAAACCAACCUGCCAGGGGGCAUGGUGCACAGUGGUGCUGGUUCGCGAACAGGGCGGGCACCCCCAGGUCUCUCGGGGCUGUGGGAACAUGAACCAGGAACUCUGUUUGGGACGCCCCACAGAGUCUUUUAAUCACCACUGCUGCUAUCGAUCCUUCUGCAACCACAAUGUGUCCUUGGUGCUGGAGGCCACCCCAACUCCUUCGGAGGGGCCAACAAAUACCCACCUGCCUCUGAUCUUGGGUCCCGUGCUGGCCUUGCUAGUCCUGGUGGCCUUGGGUGCUCUGGGCUUGUGGCAUGUCCGGCGAAGGCAGGAGAAGCAGCAGGGUCUGCACAGUGACCUGGGCGAGUCCAGCCUCAUCCUGAAGGCAUCCGAACAGGGAGACAGCAUGUUGGGGGACUUCCUGGACAGCGACUGUACCACGGGCAGUGGCUCGGGACUCCCUUUCCUAGUGCAGAGGACAGUAGCCCGGCAGGUCGCACUGGUGGAGUGUGUGGGAAAGGGCCGAUAUGGCGAGGUGUGGCGGGGUUCAUGGCACGGCGAGAGUGUGGCUGUCAAGAUUUUCUCCUCACGGGAUGAACAGUCCUGGUUCCGGGAGACGGAGAUCUACAACACAGUUCUGCUUAGGCACGACAACAUCCUAGGCUUCAUAGCCUCUGACAUGACCUCGCGCAACUCGAGCACGCAGCUGUGGCUCAUCACCCACUAUCACGAGCACGGCUCCCUCUAUGACUUUCUGCAGAGGCAGACGCUGGAGCCCCAGUUGGCCCUGAAGUUAGCCGUGUCCGCGGCCUGUGGCCUGGCACACCUGCAUGUAGAGAUCUUUGGCACUCAAGGCAAACCAGCCAUCGCCCAUCGUGACCUCAAGAGCCGCAAUGUACUGGUCAAGAGCAACUUGCAAUGUUGCAUUGCAGAUUUGGGACUGGCUGUGAUGCACUCCCAGGGUAGUGACUACCUGGACAUCGGCAACAACCCCCGAGUGGGGACCAAGAGGUACAUGGCACCCGAGGUGCUGGAUGAACAAAUCCGAACCGACUGCUUUGAGUCAUACAAGUGGACGGACGUUUGGGCCUUCGGCCUAGUGCUGUGGGAGAUCGCCCGGCGGACCAUCAUCAAUGGCAUUGUGGAGGAUUACAGGCCGCCCUUCUAUGACAUGGUACCUAAUGACCCCAGCUUUGAAGACAUGAAAAAGGUGGUGUGUGUUGACCAACAGACUCCCACCAUUCCUAACCGGCUGGCCGCAGAUCCGGUCCUCUCCGGGCUGGCCCAGAUGAUGCGGGAGUGCUGGUAUCCCAACCCCUCUGCUCGCCUUACUGCGCUGCGCAUCAAGAAGACUUUACAGAAGCUCAGCCACAACCCAGAGAAGCCCAAAGUGAUUCACUAGCCCAGGGUCUCUGGACUCCUCCACCUGAGGCGAGUGGUGGGGCAGAAGAUGAACCCUAUCUGGGUAGAAGUAGUGCAAGUGUGCACGCUGCCCUGUGUGUGCCUGCCCAGCUUGGCCCCCAGCCCAUCCAGUCAAAAAUACAACUGGG
Molecule: messenger RNA, 1773 nt
Organism: Microtus ochrogaster (prairie vole)
Lineage: Eukaryota; Metazoa; Chordata; Mammalia; Rodentia; Cricetidae
Gene: Acvrl1
Product: activin A receptor like type 1
Biological process (GO): transforming growth factor beta receptor signaling pathway; protein phosphorylation; heart development
Cellular component (GO): plasma membrane; BMP receptor complex
Molecular function (GO): transmembrane receptor protein serine/threonine kinase activity; ATP binding
Source: RefSeq, a predicted model, not a curated record